AUAAGCAUCGCAAACCGACGAAAGCCGCGCUAAACUUGGCAAGCCACACGAAAAGUCGAGUGAAGUCAUACCCCAAAGGGUGGAGGCCGGGCACGCAUGGAGCGCAGAACGGCGCGCGAGUCAGUUAGCGCAGAUGUCGUGCUCGCCCCAUAGAAAACACCAAACGUCUCGAUUGCCUCAACCUCCAUCGCUAAGGGGAAAAAAUUGGGUAACAAGCUUGCCAAGGAUCGCGGUGUCGUCCGAACUCUUAAGAUAUGUAGUCUCCACGUUGAACUGAGGCUCUUCACCUCAUCCCGUCUUUUCUCCCCUACUCCUUUUCCGCGUCAUCAUGUCGUCCACCUCCUUGUCUGAGCCCUCGGACUCGCUCAAGGCUUCUGGGCCAUUCUUCCGCUCGGUGCCUUUCCAAAUCUUGGUAGCAUGUGGUGUCUCGUUCACGGCCCCGGGUAUGUGGGAUGCUCUUGGUGGGCUAGGAGCUGGAGGAGCUGCUGAACCCUACGCUGUCUCCGCUGCCAACGCCCUGGUAUAUGGACUCUUUGCUGUGGUCUGUGUUGCUGCAGGAGCUAUCAACAACCGGAUCGGCUUGAAGUAUGGUCUUGCACUGGGUGCCAUUGGAUAUCCACUAUAUGGCGCAGGACUCUACACCAACAAUGUCUCUGCGAACACAUGGUUCAUGUUGUUUGGCAGCGCUCUUUGCGGUAUCUCCGCUGGUUUCUUCUGGGCUGCUGAGGCUGCUAUCAUCAUCGGAUACCCGUCUCCUGGAGACCGCGCGUUUUACCUCGCUAUCUGGCAGACCGCCAAGGCACUUGGACCGAUCGUAGGAGGAGCCAUCAAUCUUGGAUUGAACGCAAACAAGAAGACCACCGGAUCCGUUUCCUCGACGACAUACAUUGUCUUCAUUGUCAUCAUGUGUCUUGGUCUUCCGGUCGCUCUGUGCUUAUCACCAGCACACAAAGUUUGGCGAAGAGACGGCACACGGAUCGUCACUGAGCGCGCCGCAACGUGGGGUGCUGAGUUCAAGGCUGUUGGCAAGCUGUUCGUUAGCCGCCGGAUCUUGCUCUUGCUACCAGCUUUCUUCAUUAGCUACUUCUACAACGGCUUCAUGAGCACAUGGUUGACAACAUACUUCACGGUCCGAGCUCGCGCGUUCUCCUCGUUCUUCACCAACUUUGCCGGUAUCUUCUCCUCGUUCAUCAUCGCCUUCCUACUCGACAAUCAGAAGAUUCACAUCAAGACGCGUGGCCGCAUUGCCUUCUGUUGCAUUAUCACCCUCUUGGUUGGUACAUGGAUCUGGGCUACAAUCCUGCAAAAACAGAAUUACGAUGCAUCAGAGUCUCCAGUAUUUGAUUGGUUCCAAGGCGGCUUUGGAAAGAGCUAUGCGCUUGUUUUCUUCUGGCAAUUCGGUGGUCAGGCUUUCCAGCAAUUUCUCUAUUGGUUGGUUGGCCAGUAUGCGACGGACCUUUCUAACUUGAGCCAUCUUACCGGUAUUCUGAGAGGUGUGGAAGCGUUGGGUCAAACUGUUGCUUGGGCUAUGCAAUCAGAAGGUGGUGCGAACCACUUCGUCAGCAUUGGUAUCAACUUCGGCAUCACAGUGUUGUGCGUCUUCCCUACCUGGGUCGUAUUGUCAGAACUGGAGGGGAGCCACGAAGUCCGUGUUACAGAGGAGAUAGCAAAAGACAAGACUCUGAGCGAUACAGCUUGAUGUGUUGAGGCACUGAGCAGAAAUAUAUUACUUAUAUCCUUCACG
This is a messenger RNA of Alternaria alternata, 1744 nucleotides long. RefSeq names its product MFS general substrate transporter. NCBI's taxonomy places the organism in Eukaryota, Fungi, Ascomycota, Dothideomycetes, Pleosporales, Pleosporaceae. Gene Ontology annotation, molecular function: transmembrane transporter activity. The record is from RefSeq and is a predicted model, not a curated record. Gene Ontology annotation, biological process: transmembrane transport. The transcript has 2 exons. Bases 329 to 1699 code for a protein of 456 amino acids.